Molecule: messenger RNA, 2326 nt
Organism: Nannospalax galili (Upper Galilee mountains blind mole rat)
Lineage: Eukaryota; Metazoa; Chordata; Mammalia; Rodentia; Spalacidae
Gene: Nr2c2
Product: nuclear receptor subfamily 2 group C member 2
Exons: 13
Coding region: 40-1935 (631 amino acids)
Biological process (GO): anatomical structure development; positive regulation of embryonic development; positive regulation of transcription by RNA polymerase II
Molecular function (GO): nuclear receptor activity; zinc ion binding; RNA polymerase II cis-regulatory region sequence-specific DNA binding
Source: RefSeq, a predicted model, not a curated record
GUACCACGUACACAGACUUCUCGGCCGGAAUCUCCAGGGAUGACCAGCCCCUCCCCGCGCAUCCAGAUAAUCUCCACCGACUCUGCGGUAGCCUCGCCACAGCGCAUUCAGAUUGUGACAGACCAGCAGACAGGACAGAAGAUCCAGAUAGUCACCGCAGUGGACGCCUCCGGAUCCUCCAAACAGCAGUUCAUCCUGACCAGCCCAGAUGGAGCUGGAACUGGGAAGGUGAUCCUGGCUUCCCCAGAGACAUCCAGUGCCAAGCAGCUCAUAUUCACCACCUCAGACAACCUUGUCCCUGGUAGAAUCCAGAUCGUCACGGAUUCUGCUUCUGUGGAGCGUUUGCUGGGGAAGGCAGACGUCCAGCGGCCCCAGGUGGUGGAGUACUGUGUGGUCUGUGGUGACAAAGCCUCUGGCCGUCACUAUGGAGCUGUCAGUUGUGAAGGUUGCAAAGGUUUUUUUAAAAGGAGUGUAAGGAAGAAUCUGACCUACAGCUGCCGAAGCAACCAGGAUUGCAUCAUUAACAAGCAUCACCGCAACCGCUGCCAGUUCUGCCGGCUAAAGAAGUGCCUGGAGAUGGGCAUGAAGAUGGAAUCUGUACAAAGUGAACGGAAGCCCUUUGAUGUACAACGGGAGAAACCAAGCAAUUGUGCUGCUUCGACUGAAAAAAUCUACAUCCGGAAGGACCUGAGAAGUCCUCUGAUAGCCACUCCCACAUUUGUGGCAGACAAGGAUGGAACAAGACAAACAGGUCUUCUUGAUCCAGGGAUGCUUGUGAACAUCCAGCAGCCUUUGAUACGUGAGGAUGGUACAGUUCUCCUGGCCACGGAUUCCAAGGCUGAAACAAGCCAGGGAGCUCUGGGCACACUGGCAAAUGUAGUGACUUCCCUUGCCAACCUAAGUGAAUCCUUGAACAAUGGUGACACUUCAGAAAUCCAGCCAGAGGACCAGUCUGCAAGUGAGAUUACUCGGGCAUUUGACACCUUAGCUAAGGCACUUAAUACCACAGACAGCGCCUCACCUCCAAGCCUAGCAGAUGGGAUAGAUGCCAGUGGAGGAGGGAGCAUCCAUGUCAUCAGCAGAGACCAGUCAACACCCAUCAUUGAAGUUGAAGGCCCCCUCCUUUCAGACACACAUGUCACAUUUAAGCUGACGAUGCCCAGCCCAAUGCCAGAGUACCUCAAUGUCCAUUACAUCUGUGAGUCUGCAUCCCGCCUGCUUUUCCUCUCCAUGCACUGGGCAAGGUCAAUCCCAGCCUUCCAGGCACUUGGGAAUGACCAUCAAUCACAUCCUUGUUACAUGGUAGGGAGUGCUGGGGCUCACAUGCUCGGAGUCCGACUCAUACACUGCACUCGGCCUCAUCCUUGUGUCCCCAGACAGGACUGCAAUACCAGCCUGGUACGGGCCUGCUGGAACGAGCUUUUCACCCUUGGCCUGGCCCAAUGUGCCCAGGUCAUGAGUCUCUCUACCAUCCUGGCAGCCAUUGUCAACCACCUGCAGAACAGCAUCCAGGAAGAUAAACUUUCUGGUGACCGGAUAAAGCAAGUCAUGGAGCACAUCUGGAAACUGCAGGAGUUCUGUAACAGCAUGGCAAAACUGGAUAUAGAUGGCUAUGAGUACGCAUACCUUAAAGCUAUAGUUCUCUUUAGCCCCGAUCAUCCAGGUUUGGCAGGCACAAGCCAGAUUGAGAAAUUCCAGGAGAAGGCACAGAUGGAACUACAGGACUAUGUGCAGAAAACCUACUCGGAAGACACCUACCGAUUGGCCCGGAUUCUCGUCCGCCUGCCAGCACUCAGGCUCAUGAGUUCCAACAUAACAGAAGAACUUUUUUUUACUGGUCUCAUUGGCAAUGUUUCGAUAGACAGUAUAAUUCCCUACAUCCUCAAGAUGGAGACCGCAGAGUAUAACGGCCAGAUCACUGGAGCCAGUCUGUAGUGCACAGUGGGCAGCUGAGGACAGGAAGAAGCCUCCUAGGACUGUGCAGAUGCAGGGGAAGGAGAAGUAGUGGUGUCUUGGUAUGUGCAAAUAUUUCCAGUGUAGUAACCACUUCCUACCUGGGUUCUUCUUACCUGUUCAUCCAAACAAUACCAACUAAAAGACUAGUAGGAUCCUUUCCCUCCAUAAGAAAUGUUUUAAUGCCUUUUGAUGAUGCAGAUUUUGGAACAAUCUUUUAAUUCAAUUUGUAUUUAGAAAUUCUCAAAGGGCAAAAAAAAAAAAAAAGGUUUUAUAACGUCAGAGACUAGUAUUAAAACUAAAAGACCCUAAGAAUAGUAUGUGUAAAUACAUUAUUUAAAAAAAAAAACAACAACAACAACAAAAAAAAAAA